Messenger RNA from Trachymyrmex cornetzi, 848 nucleotides. RefSeq names its product U6 snRNA-associated Sm-like protein LSm11 (gene Lsm11). NCBI's taxonomy places the organism in Eukaryota, Metazoa, Arthropoda, Insecta, Hymenoptera, Formicidae. Gene Ontology annotation, biological process: mRNA 3'-end processing by stem-loop binding and cleavage. Gene Ontology annotation, cellular component: U7 snRNP. The record is from RefSeq and is a predicted model, not a curated record. Gene Ontology annotation, molecular function: U7 snRNA binding. Bases 156 to 788 code for a protein of 210 amino acids. The transcript is spliced from 5 exons.
UGUUCGUUCUUUUUCUUUCUAAAGCACAAUUGUACGAUUAUUUUAUUUUAAGUGCAUAAAUUCGACAGUUCAGCCAAAGAAAAACAGGCUAAAUAAUAGUAUGAAUUAGUGUAUGCUCGGUGCAAGAGGUCCAUGUGAAAGGAACAGACUUAUCAAUGGCAGAUGAAGGCAGUGAUACAUCGGACGACAGUUUGGACGUGAGAAGCGAGAAAUUCGAUCCGUUAAAGGCAUUAUAUUCACCCAAAGUGCGACUGGCAUCUUCCGUGCCGAUGUAUGACAAUAUUUCGAAAUUCGAGUCCGUUCUGAAAGGCAUCAAUGUGUCGACGAAAAGUGAUAAAUCAACCGUACCAGAAUCCACGAGGGAGAGAUUUUUAUCGAAUCAAGAACCAGUGUCUAGAAGAAGACGUGAACGGAAGGAUGUCCUCUCGAAAAUGCAAAAGAUCCUCGGCCCGUUAGGAAUGCUUCAUGGAUGCAUGGAAAAUAAAAUCCGAGUUAGGGUCUACACCAGGAACGCGUACGGCAUAAGGGGACAUGUGGAAGCAUACGUGGCCGCCUUCGACAAGUUCUGGAACCUCGCACUCGAGGACUGCUUCGAGGUCUGGUCCCGUAAAGUCAAGAGGAAAGCACCCGCUGUCGGUCCUGAUGCAGUCAGGAUAGAGCCAGCAGAAAAAGACAUCCCUAAGGUGGUAGUGAAGAAGAUUGAGGGAAAAAUGGAGACAUUGGAAAGACACGUGCCGCAGAUGCUACUGAGGGGAGAACAAGUCGCUAUAAUUGUCAAAAUCAAUUGACUAUGUGUUAUCGUAUUAAGGGCCGUCUCACAAGUACCGUGCCACGUGCAUUCAAUAACA